Messenger RNA from Stereum hirsutum FP-91666 SS1, 411 nucleotides. RefSeq lists its product as uncharacterized. The coding region runs from base 1 to 411 and encodes 136 amino acids. The record is from RefSeq and is a predicted model, not a curated record. Lineage: Eukaryota; Fungi; Basidiomycota; Agaricomycetes; Russulales; Stereaceae. The transcript has 4 exons.
AUGGGGCGGUCGUCGUCCCAUGGCCCCUAUGGUGGUAUCGAUGGGUACGCUAGGCCCAUCAAGUUCCGCGUCCGCCACGGAUGGAGGAAUGGUGUCUCCUUGGCCGAGGCUUUGGGCGGCGUGAAACUCGACGACGCUCGUGACUACACCUUCGAUGAUCUAAACGUGGAUGGUUCAGGACGGAUGCUUUUGAGAGUCAGAUGGGCUGGCUAUCGUUCGUUGACCUACGAAAUUCCGGUCAGUGGGUUCGACGGGCGUGUGCACCUGCAAAGUCUCGCUCGCCGCAUCGCACGAUCAGUGGAGCACUUCCUCACGUCUAACUACAUCUCGAUCGCCUUUGACCGUGUCAUUCUUCACCGGCUUGAGGAGACCUCGUACGGUACUUGGACUCCUAUAUUAACGACAUCCUGA